UGCUCUUGAGGAGAGGCAGGAUGGACCAACUGAAAAUCUCUGAAAAGGUGACCCAGAAAAGUGAAUCACAUCAGACUGAAAAGGCCUAUCGGAUCCUCAAGGCCAUCCACACUGCCCUGGCUCUCUUGGCUUUAGCCCUGGCUGCAGCCCUGACGGUUAUGACUUUUCUGCUUCUAGAUCUUCGAGGGGAAAAUGAUCAACUUGAGAAGGUCCAAGCCUCCAAUGAAGCCCUGAGAGCAGAAAACAAAAACCUCAUGCACAAAGUACCAGAGGCUUGGGUGGUCCACAAUGGAAGUCUCUACUACUUUUCUUGUAUGGACAAGUCCUGGGAAGAGGCUGAGAGGGCCUGUGUGUCACUUGGCUCCCACUUGACUUCAGUGACCUCAGUGGAAGAGCAGGAAUUUAUUCAUAAAAAAGGUAAUGGCAGCAACUACUGGAUUGGAUUGAAUAUCCUAAGGAGCUCACACUGGACAUGGACUGAUGGGACCCAUUAUAAUGAAGCCAAGAGCAAAGACUUUUGGGCACCAAAUGAACCAAACAACAAAGGAAACGAUGAACAUUGUGUCCACUUUUCAAGGAACAGACUCCAAUCAUGGAACGACAACAACUGCUCCUUAACCUUCCUGUUCAUCUGCAAAUGGGACUGCAAGUCGUCUGGGUUGUGUCCUCCAAUGUGAAGGCAAUCUCUGAGCUCUGCUGCCUCCCACCCCUGAAGAAUGGACACACAGGGCAAACGUUCUUCCAUCUACCGUCCACAGCUACUCUAUGGGCUCCAUUUUUUACUUCUCACUUAAAGCUGAGCAUUCUGGAUCUGGUGAGCUGGGCCAAGUGAUGCUCUCAGCCCAUCGGGCAGCCACAGACCCUCCUUUUCACUUCCUGAUUGCUGGAGUGAUGGCCCAGCCAUGCCAUCUACAUGCACACUUCCAUGGGACCUUCACACACAUGUGUAUACGUAUACGUAUACGUACUCUCAAGGUUUGUCUGGCUCCCCUCUCCCUGUCAAUCAAACACUGAUUAAGUUUCUACUCUAUGCCAACCUCUUUGCUUAUCACUGGGGAUGCAAAGACUGGAGGGAAGCAUGUCUGUUGCAUCCUAAGAGGAGAUGCAGAAAAACUAUGUCAAAAUACAUACUGCAUAAUUAUAAAAUGAAAUAAUAUAAUUAUCUACCAAGUCAUUGAACACAAGGUGCUUUGACAGCAAGGGUUGCAGCAGGUUGGGGAGAUAAGGAUGUUUCUAUGUAAAGAUGGUAAUCGAACCCAUGGGAGUUGAUGAGAUCUCUGAGGUUUUAAGAAGCUAGCAUAGAUAACACUGGGCUGAGAGGCAGGAGAGAGCAGGGUCUGGUCCCACCAGAGGCAGUGUGGUUUCAGCCCCAGGCUUGGCAUGAGAAAACCAGGAUUCAAAUAAGCGUCACCAAUUGACUCAGUGAUAUCAUUUUUGGAGUCACUUGGCUUCUUUGCCAUAUUUUCACAGCAUUUCUAGGAGCCCCACCCAGUGACAUCCUUAUACACCAGACUUCAUCAGAGCAGCUGUUAAGGUAUUUGGGAAUCUAGACAGAGGCUGAUUAGCCAGUCCCUGGUUUUACAAGAGGCAAUAUCAUAUGAGGGAUAAAGUGCUAAAAGUCCUUUCCCCAAAACUUGCUAACUGGGACCCUGAGCAACUCCUGUCUCAGACUCGUAUUUGCAAAUCUGUAAAAUGGGGUUAAUCAUAAUUAUAGCAAUACCUGCCACCUGUUCAGCUCUUGGUAUCUUUUUUCAGCAUG
Trichosurus vulpecula (common brushtail) is the source of this 1759-nucleotide messenger RNA. Its product is annotated as C-type lectin domain family 4 member K-like. Bases 21 to 677 code for a protein of 218 amino acids. Lineage: Eukaryota; Metazoa; Chordata; Mammalia; Diprotodontia; Phalangeridae. The transcript is spliced from 6 exons. The record is from RefSeq and is a predicted model, not a curated record.